AUGCGUGUGCAGGUCGAGGUGGAGGGUGAGGUCUUCAGCGGGUCCACCCCCACAGCCCCCUUUGCUAAGUGGGCUCUGGCGCGGGGACACGUGGAUGUCGUCAGCGGGCUCAUGGCUUUCGGGUUGUUGGACCCCUUCCUCCAGGCUGUGCUCCGAGCUGCUGCGGGCCUGAGGGGCCCACCCCCUGGGCUUUCGCCCCUGGGGCCCGUGCCAUCCAUUGCGCCGUCCCUGGCCAACUGGCUCCCAUUCUCUGCCAGAAGUGGCGCUGCGAUGGGCACCCGCCAGCUGUCUGAGGACCUGAUGCGUGGCAAUCCCUUUGCUGACAAAGCCAGAACUCCGCUCUGGGUGGACACCAGACCUGCAAUCGUGGCCGAAGCGAGGCCGCUGGCCUCCAUGCCGGCACCGGAGGCCACCAACAGAGGCCCUCAAGCACGGGAGGAGCCUGCCUCAGGCUCUGGCGUCCCUGGUGCGAGCCAGCGCAGCCGCCGUCGAUCCCUCCCCUUGGCGGUGGGCAAGUCUGGCAGGGGCUGGACCGCCUUCACCGCAUAUGGCAUGGAGAUGCGCGAUGCUGUCCGGGCAGACAAUCCUUGGGCCUCUGCCACGGAGAUCGAGAAGCUCGUGGGCCAGCGCUGGGCACAGCUGAGCAGCGAGGAGAGGCAGCACUACGUCGACAUGGCGGCUCGCGUGCGCAAAUCGAUGCGUGCCUCCCAGGCAGAGGAGGAGGAGGAGGCGGUUGCGAAGCGGGCAUGCUCGGACACCGCCCACCUAGCAGACGCAGGAACGGAGCGCCCGCAGCGCACCCUGAGGCCACCUUCCCGCUACACAAGCGCAGACCUGGUGGACGACCCUGCCAUAGCGUGCGCCGGGAUCCAGCGGCUGCAAGCCGGGGGAGUGGGGCCGAGGGUCCUCGUGAAGCGGCACGCAAGCAUGGAUGCCAGGGCGCACCAGCCUGCGCGGCAGCGCCUGCAGCCUGCUGCGCGUGCUGCGCCUGUGGAGGACCACGAGGCUGAUGUGCUGGGGCUGCUGGCCGAGAUGCGAGCAGAGGUGAUGGCAUCUGAGUCCGACAGCCCCCCCGCAGUGCUGCUCAGCAUGGCCGAUCGAAAGGCACGGCCGCCGCUGUCCUGA
Molecule: messenger RNA, 1125 nt
Organism: Auxenochlorella protothecoides
Lineage: Eukaryota; Viridiplantae; Chlorophyta; Trebouxiophyceae; Chlorellales; Chlorellaceae
Product: Non-histone chromosomal protein 6
Exons: 7
Coding region: 1-1125 (374 amino acids)
Source: RefSeq, a predicted model, not a curated record